AUGGGAGUCCUGCGAUCGUGCAACAGCGGUAGCGACCUCCGUGGCUCGCGGAUGUCCUCGCACCAUUCAGCCCUCAAUGACGUUAUAGAGCCGGCCGGGAUGGAGAUUCCAGUUGAGCAUGCUCACAAUGGGAGUCCUCCACGGUCCUCGGUGUUAGACCCAACCGUGUCGGGUGGCACCAGCUAUCGGGCUCCAAGCAGGUCGUUCUUUCAUCGAUCAUUUCAUAACUCUGCAGAUCCGGCGCAUUAUUCGUCCCAUGGUAUGCGAGAACAGACUGCUGAAUUGGCAUCUUUCGCUCUGUCGCAGGAAUCGAACACACUUCCUCCGUCGCUUGACGUCUUCCACCCUCGCGGAUCGUCACUUUCUUCGGCUUCGACUCCGAUCGCAGCAGCAGCUUCAAGGACUCACCUUGAGGCCGGCCCUUCAUCCAUUCCGACUACUGGUUCCUCGGUGCUGACACAACUGAUCCGACAUCCUGACAUUCCAGAAUCAAGUCAGACUGAGCGGUACAACUCCGAGGAGUGGGAGCGGGCAAGUGACAGUACCGUCUCCCAGGACAACCUCCCCAACGCCGCUGCCGGAGAAACUGUUAGCACAGAGCACACCUCAUUGUUAUCAAAGCCGUCCCAUACAAAGCCGUAUCAAGGCUACGGCGCUGCAGGUGAUAUUGAGAAUCAGGGACAUGCGAGAACGAAGGGACCGAGCGCUUUUACCAGUGCCUUUUCAAGUGUCACUACGUGUUUUCGGGUCGUAGCAAACCCGAAGUCGUGGGACAAGCAGGCUGUCUGGAGAGAAGGGGUCAUUCGUCCCCUCAGUCUAUUGCCUUCGGUCUUCCUCGGUCUGUUGCUCAACAUACUGGAUGCUUUAUCUUACGGCAUGAUCCUCUUCCCAUUGGGUGAGCCAAUAUUUUCUGACCUUGGAGCGGACGGUAUCUCUAUGUUUUACGUCAGCACGAUAAUUGCUCAGCUCGUCUUCUCUUGUGGAGGCUCCAUCUUCCGUGGCGGUAUUGGGAGUGAAAUGAUUGAGGUCGUGCCUUUCUUCCACCAGAUGGCUUUUACGAUUCUGGCCCGAGUUGGUGAAAAUAACCCGAAGUCUGUCUUGGCUACAACUAUUCUGGCGUUUUCUGUCAGCUCGGUCCUGACCGGACUGGUGUUUUUCCUCAUGGGGACUUGCAAGCUUGGAGCCUUGAUUGGCUUCUUCCCAAGACACAUUCUAAUCGGAUGCAUUGGCGGUGUCGGGUUCUUCCUGUUAUUGACCGGUCUCGAGGUAUCAGCCCGCCUACCUGGAUCCUUCGAGUUCACCUUGGCGACUAUAGAAAAAUUGGGGCAACUGGACACGGUGUUCCUGUGGACAAUACCCUUGUUCCUCGCAGUUGGCUUGCUUGUUUUGAAGCGAUUUCUACACUCUAAUUUCCUGCUUGGGGGCUAUUUCAUUUGCGUGGCUGUCAUCUUUUACAUUGUCGUUCUCAGCGCUGGGGUUUCCAUGACUACUUUACGCAACAAAGGGUGGGUCUUCGAUGCACCAUCAUCAUCAAACCCAUGGUAUCAUUUCUACACACUUUAUGACUUCUCCGCCGUUGACUGGGCUGCCUUUGUCGACACAAUCCCGGCGAUGUUCGCGCUCACUUUCUUCGGCGUGCUGCAUGUACCUAUCAAUGUGCCUGCAUUGGGCAUUUCAACGGGCGAGGAUAACCUCAAUGUGGAUCGUGAGCUUAUUGCUCAUGGUGUUACCAACGCUCUCUCCGGGUUCUCGGGCAGCAUACAGAACUACCUUGUAUAUACUAACAGUCUGCUGUUUAUCGAUAGUGGCGGCAACUCUCGUCUGGCAGGUAUCAUGCUUGCAGCAGCAACUGCGGGAAUCCUUGUUGUUGGCCCCGCGAUUGUCGGUUUCAUUCCAGUCAUGGUCGUCGGUGCGCUCAUUUUCCUUCUAGGAAUUGAGCUGAUGCAGGAGGCCCUGGUCGACACAUGGGGCAAAUUGCAUCGACAUGAAUAUGUCACGGUUGUCAUUAUUGUUGCAACCAUGGGUGCCUGGGAUUUUGUGGUCGGCAUACUGGUUGGUAUUAUUCUCGCCUGUCUGAGUUUUGUAGUGCAGACUUCUCGUAAAUCUGCUAUCCGAGCUACGUUCUCCGGCAGGAUCACUGGGUCUACAGUGAGGCGUCCUCCCAUCCAGCAGCGAUUCCUGAAGGAAGCCGGCCAGCAGACCCUAAUCAUCAAGCUCGGUGGUUAUCUUUUCUUCGGUACCAUUGUGAGUGUCGAGAACACGAUGAGAGGAUUGAUUGAGGAAGAGGCAUUUAAUCGACGGCCCAUCCGGUUCCUGAUUCUCGACUUUUCGCGGGUGUAUGGCAUCGACUUCUCCGCGGCCGAGGCAUUCACCCGCAUUAACCGCAUCCUUAGCAAGCGGAACGUUCAGAUGACCAUAUCUGGUCUCGACGUGGAAGGAGAGGUGGGCCGAAGUCUCCAGAACGUGGGCUUAUUCGAGGCCAUGACGGGUGUGGAGAUUUUCGAGGACCUGAACUCGGCGCUCGAAUUCUGCGAGAACGACUACCUCAAGGUCUUUUACAGUCACAGAGAGGCUUUAUUGAGAAGACAACACGGAACGCCAACAACAUUCUUAGAGGUUCCCACCUCGCAAGCUCCGUCGCAGCUGGGUGAUAUGAUGGUCAGUUCUCCUCGCCAACGAUACCUGCAGCAAGCCGCGAGGACCACCCUUCGCGAAGAUGAAGUUGCAGUGGUCGCACCAGCAGCAUGGUCCUCUAUGCGCCAGCCACUUCCGCUUCUUCUCCAGACUUUCCAGGGGAUCACUUCUAGAAACGAAGACUUUUGGUUUCCCGUAUGUGCCUACUUCGUGCGAGAAAGCUAUGCCGCAGGGAAUGUUCUAUUCCAUGAAGGUGACGUUCCAAUGGGCUUCUAUCUUCUGGAGUCUGGCAUGCUUCGUGCCGAGUACGAACUUCCACAGGGACGAUAUUUUGAGAUCAUUGUGGCAGGAAGGCCAUGCGGCGAGCUUCCUUUUUUCAGUGAGACACGCCGGACAGCAACCGUCAAGGCCGAACAAGACUGUGUGAGCUGGUGUUUGAGCAUGGAGAAGUGGCAGGAGUUGCGUGAGCACGAGCCGGAGAUCGCAAGGGAGCUUCUGACGGUCAGUCUGAAGUUGACUACAGAGCGGAUGGAUAGUAUUACUUCUUACGUCCUGACAACCGCGGCUUGA
Aspergillus saccharolyticus JOP 1030-1 is the source of this 3204-nucleotide messenger RNA. Its product is annotated as sulfate transporter family protein. NCBI's taxonomy places the organism in Eukaryota, Fungi, Ascomycota, Eurotiomycetes, Eurotiales, Aspergillaceae. The record is from RefSeq and is a predicted model, not a curated record. Bases 1 to 3204 code for a protein of 1067 amino acids. The transcript has 6 exons. Gene Ontology annotation, cellular component: membrane.